UUAGAGCGGUCGUCGGUCGCGCUAACCGUUAUGACGAAACUAUUCCUAAGCCGGCGCCUAGUAACAGAAGAUGGAAUCGUCGACGGCGGAGUACUCGUCAACGACAGCGGAGUCAUAGACAAAAUAAUAUCGAGAGACGACGCCAAAAGUAUAGCUAACGAACCCAAUGUAGACGUAAUAGAUGGCGGGGACUUGGCCCUGCUGGCGGGGGUGGUGGACUCACACGUGCACGUCAACGAGCCGGGCCGCACCGCGUGGGAGGGGUUCCGCACCGCCACCGCCGCUGCGGCCGCCGGGGGCAUUACCACCAUCGUAGACAUGCCUCUAAAUUCAAUCCCACCGACGACCACCGUAGAAAAUCUUAAAAUAAAAGCAGAAUCAGCCAAAGGAAAUGUGUAUGUUGACGUUGGGUUUUGGGGUGGCGUCAUUGUUGGGAAUCAGGAUUGUUUGAGGGAUUUAGUGGAUGCCGGUGUGGUGGGAUUCAAAUGUUUCCUGUGUCCCAGCGGCGUGGACGAGUUCCCUAAUGUUGGACGUAAAGAUUUAGAACUCGCAUUUGACGCUUUGGAAGGGACGGAGUCAGUACUAGCGUUUCAUGCUGAAUUAGAAGAUGAGGAUGCAGCUUCUUGUGAAAACAAAAUACAGAAAAGAGACCCCGAAGAGUACAACACAUAUCUGGAGUCUCGUCCUCCUAAAAUGGAAUUCAAUGCAAUAUCGCUCAUUACAAAUUGCCUUCCCAAAACCAGCGUCCGCGUCCACAUCGUCCACGUCUCGUCGGCCUCCGUGGUCCCGCUGCUGGAGAAGGCGCGUCAGGCCCGCCUCGCCAGUAGCCGGGCGUGGCGCGGUGGCGUCACCGCGGAGACCUGCCACCACUACCUGACCCUCACCGCCGAGGAGAUCCCACGAGGACGCAGCGAGUACAAAUGCGCACCGCCUAUUAGAGAUACCGACAACAGGGAAAAACUUUGGAAUUACUUACUGGAAGACAAAUUAGACAUGGUGGUGUCAGACCAUUCGCCGUGUACGCCCAACUUGAAGUGCAGUAACAACUUAGAAGCCUGGGGUGGCAUCUCUUCGGUACAAUUUGGGUUAUCCCUAUUCUGGACGCAGGCGAGUGCCCGUGGGUUGGACCUGACAGCAAUCACAAAGUACCUGAGUACAGCUCCCGCUACACUCUGCGGCCUGCAGCACCGCAAGGGCGCCAUCAAACCCGGCCUAGACGCAGACCUUGUGUUCUUCGACCCAGAGGACACGUUCACUGUCACAGCUGAUAUCAUUAGACAUAAGAAUAAGUUAACACCAUACAUUGGAAGAGCUUUGAAAGGGGUUGUUAAGAAGACUUACCUUCGUGGACAGUUGAUAUAUCAAGAUGGAGAGGUCUUGGAUAGCCCGAAAGGAGAUCUGCUAUUAAAAGCAAUAUGAUGUGACUCGA
Molecule: messenger RNA, 1429 nt
Organism: Aricia agestis (brown argus)
Lineage: Eukaryota; Metazoa; Arthropoda; Insecta; Lepidoptera; Lycaenidae
Product: allantoinase-like
Exons: 10
Coding region: 31-1419 (462 amino acids)
Biological process (GO): purine nucleobase catabolic process; allantoin catabolic process
Cellular component (GO): cytoplasm
Molecular function (GO): allantoinase activity; cobalt ion binding; zinc ion binding
Source: RefSeq, a predicted model, not a curated record